AUGAGACUCCAUUCCCUUCUUUCUGCUCUCCUCUUCUUUGUGACAAUAAUACCAAAAGCAAGAACUGGCGUGAUUCCGGGACAAAAACAAUGUAUUCUUUUGAAAGGGGUGUGCAAAAAUGGAGGAUGCACCACCUCAGAUGAUACCAUUGGUGUAUGUGAUGAAGAAAAAAAAUGCUGUAGAAAAUGGUGGAUACUUGUACCCUAUCCAACACCAGCUCCCAAAAUGAAAUCUCCUUAG
Messenger RNA from Diceros bicornis minor, 240 nucleotides. RefSeq names its product beta-defensin 130B-like. Gene Ontology annotation, biological process: cell chemotaxis; defense response to bacterium. Lineage: Eukaryota; Metazoa; Chordata; Mammalia; Perissodactyla; Rhinocerotidae. The record is from RefSeq and is a predicted model, not a curated record. Bases 1 to 240 code for a protein of 79 amino acids. The transcript is spliced from 2 exons. Gene Ontology annotation, molecular function: CCR6 chemokine receptor binding; chemoattractant activity.